Molecule: messenger RNA, 1074 nt
Organism: Schistosoma margrebowiei
Lineage: Eukaryota; Metazoa; Platyhelminthes; Trematoda; Strigeidida; Schistosomatidae
Source: the annotation of a GenBank genome assembly
GUUGACUGAUUGGACAACAUAAGGGGUGGAUUGAACAGCCGAUUCAUUUGAGGAUUUUUUUAUAAAGCCUAGGCGAAUUAGCACUAUUGAAGCUGACCCUGACGUUUGCAAAGCGCGCUCUAACUUAUGUCAAACUAGCAGAUCUCGUGGCAAUCUGAAAAUCCGAAAUCAAUUGCACGCAAAAUGCCUAAAAAGAAGACUGGACAAAGGAAGAAAGCCGAAAAAGCUAAGAUAAGACAAAAAUUACUCCGACAAAAAGGACUAGAAAUAGAUCUUAUCAACCAUCCUUCGAACAUAUUGAUGGAGUGUGGCCAGUGUGGGAAGCAUCAGAAAAACCGAGCAUUUUGUUAUUUUUGCCAGUCUAUCCAAAGACUUCCAGUGUGUUGUCAUUGUGGUAAACAAAAGUGUUCUGCACGUUCUGGCGAUUGUCUAGUUAAACAUGGUUCUACACAUGUUACUGGACUCAGUAUGGUGGGAGCGGUUUGCGACUUUUGUGAAGCUUGGAUAUGUCAUGGGGAGAAGUGUUUAUCUGUACAUGCAUGUGAAUGUCCACUGAGAGACGCUGUUUGUGUUGAGUGUGAGCGCGGGUUAUACAGUUUUGGUGGUCGGGUGUUUUCUUGCGCCUAUUGUGACCACAAACUUUGUGAGGAUGACCAGUUUGAGCACCAGGCAAGCUGUCAACGUUUAGAAAGUGAGAACUUUAAAUGUGCUUCAUGUAACAAAAUGGGAACACAAACGUGUCUCCGUUGUAAGGUUACAUAUUGUGACGAUCACUGCAAGAGAAAAGGUGUGAAGUAUGAACGUGGAAGGCCUAUUCCUUGUCCGAAAUGCGGACAUGAUUUAACUGAUAGUUAUAAUUUGAGCGUAUCAGUUCGCAGCUACGAGUAUGGUCGCCAGACAUGUGUAGAAAACUACUCUGAUGAAGACACUGAGAGCGAGAACGAAGAGGAACAGUGUUCUGGAAAAUCAGAAGAUGAACAUGAUGACGAUGAUUAUAAUUUGUUAGAUAAAUUAACCAUUAAAAGUUAAAAAGUAUUUGUAUUAAGUUAAACAGAUUAGCGCUGGUUUACUUGA